Molecule: messenger RNA, 1670 nt
Organism: Myzus persicae (green peach aphid)
Lineage: Eukaryota; Metazoa; Arthropoda; Insecta; Hemiptera; Aphididae
Gene: Ho
Product: heme oxygenase
Exons: 2
Coding region: 196-969 (257 amino acids)
Biological process (GO): heme oxidation
Molecular function (GO): heme oxygenase (decyclizing) activity
Source: RefSeq, a predicted model, not a curated record
UAUUAUCACAAAAGUCAGAACUAUUCUGUAUUACCUAUUGGCUACUAUAAUCUAAAAAAUUCCAAGUUUUAAUAAAAAUGUAUAGUAUUAAAUAUGUAUGAUUGAGUGAUGUACAAUUAAUUGUUUUCAAUUCAAAUCUAGCAUUACUGUUUUAAUAAACCCUAUCUAUUUUAUAAAAUAAACAAUUUGAUAAUUAUGUUAGCUGAAGCGGAAAAUAAUGACAAUAAUAAAAAUCCACCAUCUUCGGCAAUUGAAGAAAUCAAGUUUACCGAGCGAAUGAGAAAGGCUACAAGGAAAGAACAUCGAAUUAGCGAUGCCUUAAUUAAUGCAAAAAUGACCAUUGGUAUGACUGAUAGCAAAGUAUGGGUAGAAGGAUUACGGCGAUUUUAUGUUGUAUACCAGUAUCUAGAGAUUGCAAUGAAAAAAGAAGAAAAUUAUAAUUUACACAAAUUUGGCCAAAUUAAUGGAUUGUUUCGUACGCAACCAUUUGAAAGCAGCUUACGACAUUAUUUGGGAGAAAAAUGGCCUUCCGGAACAACUAAAGCCAUGGCUGAGUACUCCAACUACUUAUUAUGUUUAGAAAAUGAAAAUCACGUUCUGUUGUCGCCAUUUAUAUAUCAUAUGUAUAUGGGCAUUUUAUCUGGUGGUCAAAUACUAAUGGCUAAACAAAGGAUGGCUUUCUCGGAUGGAAAAGGAUCUGAAGCAUUUUACUUUGAUAUUAAUGUAAAAGAUGCAAAAAAUCAAUUACGGAAUGAAAUGAACGCUUUGGCAGAAAAACUAGAUGACGAAACCAAACUUAGAUUAUUAAAAGAAAGUAAAAUGGUGUAUUUAUUGAAUAAUAAAUUAGUAAAAGAAGUCAAAGUUCCUACAGAAAUUUUGUUAAUCAAGUUUAUAUUUGUUAUUGGAAUUUUUAUUUUAGUGAUCUUAUUAUGGAAGGUGUCAAAAAAGUUUCUCAUGGUUUUAUUCUAGUCACUAAUAAUUAACUGGUAUUUAAUUAGCGGCUACUCAAAGCUAAAUUUUAAAUUUAGCUUGACAAAUCAAUUUUAAUUAUAUUAAAUAAUCCAGUUAUAGAUACUUUUAUAUAAUUGAUUAUUAUUUUAUUUUGUUAUGGUUUAUUGUACUUGGAUAAUAAAAAACAAUUAAUAAUUUUUUGAUGAUGUAUGCAAUAUUAUGGAAAUACCUAAAAUAUAUUCAACUGUAUUUUAUUAUACGUGUUCAGUUUAUUGUAUUAUGUAUUCUAUUUAUUUUAUUAUUCGUGUUAAAAUUAGACGUUUCUUCGAUUCCUUACAUGAAAUCAAUUAAAUAUAUUUUCAUAAUUUAAUUAUAACUAUAGGUAUCAACAAACAAUAAACAUAGAAUAAUCUUAACACAUUUUUCCGUUUUAAUUAUUGUUAGUAUACACCAAUAUUCCCAAUUGUUAUUUUACUUUUUACUCUCUGGGUAUAACAGCUGUGCAACUUCCUGUGCAAGUAAUUUAAGUUCGCAAUCAAAUUAUAUUAAAAAUUUAUAUAUUGUUUAUUUGUACUAUUUCACUAUGUAUAGAUUGUAAAUAUUUCAAAAAAAGCUAAAUAAAAAAUUAAUCUUUCUCUAAAAACAAUGUUUACUAUUUUGUCAUGUCCUAACUCAUUGAAAUAUGCAUUGAGUUAGGAAAUAAAGACGUGAUGUAUAUA